This is a messenger RNA of Dentiscutata erythropus, 744 nucleotides long. Lineage: Eukaryota; Fungi; Glomeromycota; Glomeromycetes; Diversisporales; Gigasporaceae. The record is from the annotation of a GenBank genome assembly.
AUGCCUAAAGAGAAAAAAGAAGAAAAACAAGAAAGAAAACAGAAAAGAAAAGAAAAUAAACGAAAAAAUAUUUUAAACGCUUGUAGCUGUUGCAGAAUAAAAAAGAUAAAGUGUACCGGAGGUGCGCAAUGCGCUUGUUGUACUCGCAACGGGCUAAUGUGUCAUUAUCCACCUGCAAAGAAACGUGGACCUAAAAAUCGCCAGAAAAACAUAUUACAUAAUGACAUUAAUCGUGUACAAAAAGAUGACACAAUUAAUGAUCUUAUCGAGAGGGUUAGUAAUGUCGAAAAUAUGCUUGACGAUUUGAACAAAGUUUCCGGUGAAUUGAAUGAUAAAAGUUUGAGCAGCAGAGAAGCUUCUGCGCAAUCAUUUGACAAACUCUCGCAAUCAGUAGCUGCGAUUAUGUGUGACCCAUCUAAUUUGCUCUUAACCCUCCCAGACACUGUUAACAACAGUUACGUGAAUCUGCAAUAUGGAAAUCCCACUAACCCAAUUGAUAAGCUCGCCGAGGAUUAUUUUUUGUCUGAUCAAUACUUUUCUCAAGAUGUUUCAUCUUCUACUUCAAAUAUUCAUCCAAAUUAUCAAGACGAUUUGAUUCUUGCUUCUCAACAAUCUUAUGUAUUACAAGACAUGUUACCUACCUUUCUCGAAGAUAACGCAUCUUUCACAAAUGCUUAUUCUACAGAAAUUUCAGAGGAAUCUACCUUUACAGAUGCAUUCUCAAGUGAUAAACAUCCUCUUUGA